Molecule: messenger RNA, 1521 nt
Organism: Aspergillus tanneri
Lineage: Eukaryota; Fungi; Ascomycota; Eurotiomycetes; Eurotiales; Aspergillaceae
Gene: LCB4
Product: putative sphingosine kinase (SphK)
Exons: 3
Coding region: 1-1521 (506 amino acids)
Biological process (GO): sphingosine biosynthetic process
Cellular component (GO): membrane; cytoplasm; intracellular membrane-bounded organelle
Source: RefSeq, a predicted model, not a curated record
AUGAAUUCCCCCUCUAAUGACGCGGCGCAUCCGUCCAACAUUGCGGAUCAGCCGGAUUCCCAACGCCAACUGCUGCAGUACGACUCCAUCCUGAGGGUGGCACAGUCGGUUUCUCUCACCCUGGGGAGCGACUCUCUUCUCAUCUCCGACGAGCGCUCCACGGGCAAGACAAAACGCGCGUGUUGCGGUUUGUUAUCGAAGUCGUCUACCGAAGAGACCCAAUCUAUCUCGUUAUACAAUAUCCUUGACGCCGAACUUUCUCCGUCUGGCUUGACCAUCACCUACGCGGCGCACGCAACCAAACAUGACGUCUCCGUUGCGGCUCUCCAAUAUCCGAUGGCCGAGGAGGCUAAAAUAAAAGCCGAGGCUUGGAGGGGCCGUCUGCUACAUCUUGCAUAUGGCAAUGCACAACGGUAUAAGAGACUCAAGGUUCUCGUCAAUCCCUUUGGUGGCAAAGGAGACGCCGUGAAGUUGUACCAGAAAUAUGCGGCCCCGAUCUUUGCCGCCGCCCACUGCAAGGUGGACGUUCAGGAAACAACACAUGGAGGCCACGCCACCGAAAUUGCAGAGCAAAUCGACAUUGGCAACUACGAUGCUAUCGUAUGUUGUUCCGGAGAUGGCGUGCCAUACGAGGUCUUCAAUGGCCUGGCCAAGAAGCCCAAUGCUCAAGAAGCCUUGGCGAAACUGGCUGUUGCCUUGUUGCCGGGUGGUUCUGGAAAUGCCAUGACCUGGAACCUUUGUGGGACAGGCAGUGUGUCUGUAGCGGCCCUGACAAUUGUUAAAGGUCUGCGGACGCCGAUGGACUUAGUCUCGAUCACGCAAGGGACAACACGUACUCUGUCGUUCCUAUCGCAGGCUUUCGGGGUCAUCGCGGAGGCGGACCUGGGUACUGAUAAUAUUCGAUGGAUGGGCGCACAUCGAUUUACGUACGGUUUUCUCGUUCGCAUCAUUCAGCAGACAGUCUAUCCGUGCGAUCUCGCCGUAAAGGUGGAGAUCAAUGACAAAAAAGUGAUCAAGAACCACUACAAUGCGUACGCGAACAGCGUGCCUCCACUCCGCUCCCCCCAAGAUGCUGCCGGACAGCCGCGGGGCCUUCCAGAGCUAAAGUAUGGCACCGUGCAGGAUGAUCUCCCCAAGGAUUGGGAAGUCAUUCCGGCUGAAACAUUGGGGAAUUUUUACGCAGGAAAUAUGGCCAUUGUUUCUAAGGAUACUAGUUUCUUCCCAGCUUCGCUUCCGAAUGAUGGAAUGAUAGACAUUGUCACCAUUGAUGGAACUCUCGGUAUGUCCAAGUCACUCAAGAUGAUGACAUCGAUCCCCGAAGGGAGCUUCUUCGAUAUGCCAGACGUCAAUGUCCGUAAAGUGACCGCUUAUCGCCUUACUCCCCGAGAAAAAGAAGGGUAUAUCAGUGUUGAUGGCGAGAGGAUCCCAUUUGAGCCUUUCCAGGUUGAAGUUCACCAGGGCCUAGGUACAGUCCUGUCAAAGUCCGGGCAUCUCUACGAAGCAGAGGGACCUAAGCCAUGA